Messenger RNA from Cuscuta epithymum, 718 nucleotides. The record is from the annotation of a GenBank genome assembly. Lineage: Eukaryota; Viridiplantae; Streptophyta; Magnoliopsida; Solanales; Convolvulaceae.
AGGCUGGAUACCAUAGACCUUGAUAGACAUGGCAUUGAGAGUGUUGUUGAUGUCCAUGAGGCUGUGACAUGUUGCUGAUUUGCUCAGAUCUGUGAUCUAGUCACCAUAGCUAGGCUUUUGUAUGCGACCCUCGUAACCCCAAAGAUCCAAGUUGGUACUCAGUCAAAAGGCAUCCGUUCAGAAUUUAGUAACUUUUCAUAGCUGUAUGAUGAGGAAAUGUUCAUAACAAGCUUGAGAAAUGACGUGAUCAUCGUGAAGGAUCUACCACCAACCUUAAAGAACGCAAAGAAAAGGAAAGGAUCUCCAACUUUUAAGCCUAGGAUUACUACUACUCCUGCCUUUUAUAUCUCUGAAGUUAUUCCACAGUUGAGGAAAACGAAUGCGGCUGGGUUAAUUUUGUCAGAUGGAGGAAGCUUGCAGGCCAAUGUUAAUGAACCAUCUGAUGGUAUUGAUGACGAUUGUGAGAGUUCAAGGGAUGAAGUUUCAUCUAUUUCUUCAUACAGUACUAUGAAGAAAAAUAUACACACAUCUAUUUCUACAGCCUUCAUGUGCCAAAGGCCGCAGAUGGUGGCGAUAGAGGUACCAAAGGUGGAGGUGGGUUAGGUGGCAGCAUCUACAUCACUGCUAAUAGGAUGUAAGACUCUUUUUUUAAUGUUUUGUGUUUCUAAUUUUAAUGAAAAAAAUUAAUUGAAAAAGUUUUUAUAGUGUUCACUAUGGC